GUGAUACCAAUGUAUGCAGCCUGAGGUGUUGUGUCCUAUUACGGAGCCUGAAUAUAGAAAUCCCAUAUCCCAGGAUGCAGUGGUGCAGUUGGGCUGGCAGUUGGAGAUCCCGCCUACAAAGACAGCCUGCAGGGCCGGAGAUUGAGGACUCUUUCGAUUUUCUUUUCAAAAUCAUCCUGGUUGGGGACUCGAAUGUGGGGAAAACCUGUGUGGUCCAGAGCUUCAAAUCUGGCAUAUUCACCGAGAAGCAGCAAAACACCAUCGGUGUGGAUUUUACUGUUCGUACCCUGGACAUUGAUGGCAAGAAGGUGAAGAUGCAGGUGUGGGACACAGCUGGACAGGAGCGAUUUCGCACCAUAACUCAAAGCUACUACCGCAGUGCCCACGGGGCCAUGGUGACCUAUGACAUCACACGCCGCAGCACAUUUGAAUCCGUUCCCCACUGGAUCACAGAGGUGGAGCAGUUUGGAGCUUCCAGCGUGUUGCUGAUUCUUAUUGGUAAUAAGUCCGACCUUCAGGCUCAUAGGCAGGUGUUGUUCGAGGACGCGUGCACUCUGGCAGAAAACAACGGGGUGCUGGCAGCUCUGGAGACCUCGGCCAAGGAGGCCCAGAACGUAGAGGCGGCCUUCAUCCUCAUGGCCCGGGAGCUGCUGGCACGCAACGGUAUGACCAUCAUGGAUGAGAUUCCCCAAGACUCGCCCCAAUUCAUGUUGAGUAACCCGGUCCAUGGCACCGUGUCUUCAGAUAAAAAGUGCGAGUGCUGAGCGGACUGAAGCCGGAGCAUGUUGUUAAAGACU
Cyclopterus lumpus (lumpfish) is the source of this 797-nucleotide messenger RNA. RefSeq names its product ras-related protein Rab-19 (gene rab19). Lineage: Eukaryota; Metazoa; Chordata; Actinopteri; Perciformes; Cyclopteridae. Gene Ontology annotation, molecular function: GTPase activity; GTP binding. The coding region runs from base 75 to 764 and encodes 229 amino acids. The transcript has 5 exons. Gene Ontology annotation, cellular component: trans-Golgi network. The record is from RefSeq and is a predicted model, not a curated record.